AUGGCGUCUACUCCUGAAGUUGAUCAGGCCCAGAAACCAGUCCCUAUCGAGGCCAAUGAAAAGGUCCACGACUCCGAAACAUCCUCCAGCACUCAGGCAGAAUUGGCUGGUAUCCCUGACUUUGAGAAGCCUCCCCGUCAUACUCACUGGACGGUGGACAACGAGACCCAUCAGCUUGAACCAACUUCCAGUGCUCGUAGCGAUGGCAAGAUUCUGCUCAAGGAAGAGGAUGUCUACGACCGACUUGGCUACGGUUUUCCCACAUGGAAGAAGUGGAUGAUCCUCACUAUCAUCUUCCUUGUCCAGGUUUCUAUGAACUUCAACACCAGUCUAUACUCUAACGCUCUCGGUGGCAUCUCUGAAGAGUUCCACAUCUCUGAGCAAGCUGCUCGCUGCGGUGCUAUGAUCUUCCUUGUCCUCUACGCUUUCGGUUGUGAACUGUGGGCUCCAUGGAGUGAAGAAAUUGGACGCAAGCCAAUCCUCCAGGCCAGCUUGUUCCUUGUCAACGUCUGGCAGCUUCCUGUCGCUCUAGGUAGGAACUUUGCCACCAUCAUGGUCGGCCGUGCACUCGGAGGUCUGUCCUCUGCCGGUGGUUCCGUCACUCUUGGUAUGAUUGCAGAUAUGUGGGAAGCAGACAACCAACAAUAUGCCGUGGCAUACGUCGUUUUCUCCUCUGUUGGCGGUUCCGUUCUGGGCCCUGUUGUUGGUGGUUUCUGUCAGGAGUACCUCCACUGGCGCUGGUGCAUCUGGAUUCAGCUCAUCUUUGGUGGUUUCGUCCAACUCUUGCAUUUGUUCCUUGUCCCUGAAACCCGGUCCACCAUUAUGAUCGAUAAGAUCGCCAAGAAGAUGCGCAAGAGCGGUGAGAAUCCUAACAUCUACGGGCCAAAUGAACUUGAGCCAUUCCGUGAGCGUUUCUCGGCCAAGGAAAUCGGAAUUACCUGGAUUCGUCCUUUCCACAUGUUCUUGACCGAACCCAUCGUCUUGACACUAUCCUUGCUUAGUGGUUUCAGCGAUGCCUUGAUCUUCAUGUUUGUCCAGUCUUUCGGCAUGAUCUAUAAGCAGUGGGGAUUUGGUCCUGUCGCUCAGGGUCUUUCGUUCAUCCCUAUUCUAGUGGGAUACUUCAUUGCUUGGUUUUCUUUCAUCCCAGCUAUUAAGCGCAACAUCCGCGAGCGUGCUGCGAAGCCUGACGAUGAAGUUGCACAGUAUGAAUCUCGUCUCUGGUGGUUGCUCUACACUGCUCCUUGCUUGCCCAUCGGCUUGAUCGGUUUCGCCUGGACUACUCAAGGGCCCCCACUUCCUUGGAUUGCCAGCAUGAUCUUUGCAGCUAUCGUCGGUAUCGCCAAUUACGCAAUUUAUAUGGCUACUAUCGACUACAUGAUUUGCGCCUACGGUCCAUACUCUGCGUCUGCUACUGGAGGAAACGGGUGGUCUCGUGACUUCCUCGCCGGUGUUCUCACUAUCCCGGCCACUCCAUUCUUUGAGAAUAUUGGAGGACGUUACCAUAUCCAGUAUGCCUCGACAAUCUUGUUCUGUAUCUCCUUCCUCCUUGUGCUCGCCGUGUACGUGAUUUACUGGAAGGGCCCUACUCUUCGCAAGCGCUCUCCUUUCGCUCAGCAGCUGUCUGACGCGCGUGCCACUACCGAUGGUUACGGCCAUCGCCUCGCUCGUUUGCCGACUGGUUCUCGUGCCAACUCAUUUGCCCGUUCUCAGCAAGAAUUGCGUCUGCGUCAGACUCUCGGCAGCCGUCAGAAUAGCUGCUACGGUUCACGCGCCAACUCUCGUGCGAACUCUCGUGCGAACUCUCGUGCUAAUUCUCGAGCAAAUUCCCGCGUCAACUCCCGUCGCAACUCUCUUGCUGAAGUCUAACGGGAGUUUGAUUUAUUAUCACCUAUGGUGGCAAUGCAAUCUGAAUAAGCCAAUACCUGACAACUCCUGAACCAAUCAAUGAUGACGAGUCUGAGACCAAGUCUGCCAGCCUUUUGGUUUUUUUUUUUUUAGGCACCUGGUUUAUUCUUGCUGAUACUCUCUGUUUCAUCUUUUCUUAUGAUGC
Molecule: messenger RNA, 2050 nt
Organism: Talaromyces stipitatus ATCC 10500
Lineage: Eukaryota; Fungi; Ascomycota; Eurotiomycetes; Eurotiales; Trichocomaceae
Product: MFS multidrug transporter, putative
Exons: 2
Coding region: 1-1866 (621 amino acids)
Biological process (GO): transmembrane transport
Molecular function (GO): transmembrane transporter activity
Source: RefSeq, a predicted model, not a curated record